This is a messenger RNA of Dissoconium aciculare CBS 342.82, 911 nucleotides long. RefSeq lists its product as uncharacterized. The record is from RefSeq and is a predicted model, not a curated record. The annotation marks the transcript as partial. The transcript has a single exon. NCBI's taxonomy places the organism in Eukaryota, Fungi, Ascomycota, Dothideomycetes, Mycosphaerellales, Dissoconiaceae.
GUCCAUUGUUCAGGAUUGUAGUGGUGUAUGUCCAGCGCCGUCUCCAUGUCCAUAUAUCUCACUCGUAUAAUACAUACACCACGUGUAACGUUCUCGUCGACACACGUCUCUGGCGAUCCGAUACAAAUUCCGAGCGUUCCAUGUCCUGUUCCGACACGCAACUCCCAAUAGCUCGGUGAAUGGUAACCUCACGGGUACACUCCAUACAUCCCUAGCGAGUCUCGAGCAGAUAUUAGUGGUCGGGUACAGUACCAGCCGCUAUCCAUCACAGCGGAAAGUCUAUAUGAUGAGAGCAGCAUCCGAGAAGAGACCGGCAGCCAGCGCUCCCGCACAGCAGAUGGCAUUCCCAUCGCCGUCCGAUGGGAAACUACCAGGGAAACGGCGCACACUGGCUACACUUUCACCAAGGCGAGUGUCGUGUGAAAGAUAGGGUGACGGGUACAGUAAUUCCAUUUGGACGAUGCUCAGAGCAGUCGGGUAUCGUCCAGUCGCGGCCACCUCCGAGACAGACGAGAAGGGGAGAGGAGUCGGAAAAAAUGCCGCAUUUUGAGGGAAACAGACUGGCUUGGGCACAAACUUCUUUCCAACAAGUCGCCGCAGAAGAAGAGGUGUGUAGUGUAUAUCUCAUCUCAUCUCCGCUCAUCCUGCCUGGCCUGCGAACGGAAACACGACGAAUGCGGUUCUUGGUGCAUACGAUCCCUCCGAGCACACUGUUCAAUUUGAAGGAGCAGGGGCAAAAGAAAAACCUCUUGGUAAUGACGGUGACAAUCAUCACCGAAACCAAAACUUGGAAGAUGCUUCGAUUCCUUCUCGCUAAGUUAAUAUAAAGACCAAACAUAAUAAUAACAAUACAGUAAUAGUAAACGAGGCAGAACGAGGGAGUUGCUUAUUAAUCAUGACGGGCAGAGUGC